This is a messenger RNA of [Torrubiella] hemipterigena, 4224 nucleotides long. The record is from the annotation of a GenBank genome assembly. NCBI's taxonomy places the organism in Eukaryota, Fungi, Ascomycota, Sordariomycetes, Hypocreales, Clavicipitaceae.
CCCAGAACAAACGCUUGACAAAUCAAGCCACACCGACACGUGACUCAGCCUCACGCUUUCCAACACCGCAACGUCAAGUGUGGCGCAAAGCUAGAGCAAAGUGCAAUCGCAAUGCUCACGAUCAAAGUAUUUCGACACCCGCUUCGUCCCCCUCGCAACAUCCUCCCCAUCUCACCUCAAAAAGACUCUGUGCAUCAUGGCGAACUUUUUGGCUUCAAUUUUCGGUACCGAGCUUGACAAGGUCAACUGCUCAUUCUACUUUAAAAUCGGUGCCUGCCGUCACGGAGACCGAUGCUCGCGCAAACACGUCAAGCCCUCGUACAGCCAGACGAUCCUCAUGCCCAACCUCUACCAGAAUCCCGCCCACGACCCCAAGAACCGCAUGAACCCGUCGCAGCUCCAGAACCACUUUGAAGCCUUUUACGAGGACAUUUGGUGCGAGCUCUGCAAGUACGGCGAGCUCGAGGAACUCGUUGUCUGCGACAACAACAACGAUCACCUUAUCGGCAACGUCUACGCGCGAUUCAAAUACGAAGAUUCGGCCCAAAAGGCCUGCGACGAACUCAACAGCCGCUGGUACGCCGCGCGCCCAAUCUACUGCGAACUCAGCCCCGUCACCGACUUCCGCGAAGCCUGCUGCCGUCUUAACUCGGGCGAGGGCUGCGUGCGCGGCGGCUUCUGCAACUUCAUUCACCGCAAGAAGCCCUCGGAUGAACUCGAUCGCGAAAUCACCCUCAGCACCAAGAAGUGGCUGCGUACGCGGGGUCGCGACGAGCGCAGCGUCAGCAGAUCGCCGACACCUGAGCCUACACGACGCCGCUUCUAAGCAAGAGAUUGAGUAUGAUGCUACUGCAAUAAUUGGAGGGGGGUUAACCCCGUGUAUAAUGGCCUAGAUAUGCAGCAGAGCUGCGUUUCGACGAUAUGGCGACAAAAAGAAGAGGAAGGAAAGAAAAAGAAUGAAACUGGGGUGCAACAACAGGCAAGGAGCCUCAAAAUAUUUCGUGUUUUUUUUGGUACUGUCAUUUGGCUGGCGUUUAUCUUCUUCACUGUUUACUUGUUUGGGCAUUGCUUUUCUGAACGGGUUCAUAUUUUCUGUACCGCAUAAACUCUUCUGCCUCGGAUCAAGAAAUUAAACAUGUAUUCACUACGUCUAUGAUUGUUUACCGUUGACACGUGCAAAUGUGAAACUAUAAUGAUGAUGUGAUAUUAAUCCUAAAAAGAACGGGUAAAAGCGGCAAAAAUUAACACUAAAAUGUGGCUUGCUACAUGAAAAGUUUAUGUACAGUUGUAGCAGAGGCUUCUAAGACGUGCCAUGUAUACGCCUCGGGAGGAACUGGAGAAUCAUCAAAGAGUAGCGGCGGUGAAGAGUGUACGACUAGAGGUCAAUCAGCGAGCCUUCAGCAGGCUUGCCAGUAUCCUGUAGCAUUUGUUCCACAUCGUUGGCUGGAUGGAUCUGCUGCUUCACCUCGGAUUCGCCACCAAAGUCUAUCAAGCUAUCCUCACCCUUGGACGCUGACUGUUCCGCAGGCUGUGCAGGCGCCUUGGGAGGGGUUCCGAGGUUGGCCACGGUCUGUCCGUCGAUAAUGGGGUAAAUGGCCAAGACUUGGUCUCGCUGAACAUCGGGUGCGGCGGUCGAAUCGCUGGUAUCUGUUAGCAAACUUCAGUGCACCCCAAGAGGAUAAGCAGAAACAACUUACAUGUGAGCAUCAAUGAUCCAUUCCAAGUCACCCUCGCCCUCUUCCACAUCGCCAGGAACUGCGUGGACCGCACGGAAAAGCUUUGGCUUCCACUCAGCGCCCUCUUGGGCUCUAGCAGCAGCUUCCUCGCGCUGACGGUCCUCAAUUUUGGUCUUUUCGUCUGUCGCAAGUUCGUGGUUUCUGUCAAUCACCGCCUUGGCUGUCGGGGCCCAUAGCUUUUGUGAUUCACGCUCCUCUUGCUCAUCGAGUGGGCGGGUGGAUGGAGCGCUAGGCUGGGCGGUUCGGGCAUCGAAGAACAUCUCGCGGUGGCCAGUCUAUUUUCCAAAGUUAGCAUCGUGAAAGUCAUAGACGUGUCAAAACCAGCUUACGGCCAUGUCCUUGAUGAACAUCUCCUCGUUCCACAUUCCCGAUAGUUCGUAGAGAAUUUCGCCAGUGCUCUCCUUCUUGAUGGAGCCGCCAAUAGCGUUGUAAGUGCCGCCUACCCAACCCUUGGUUUUAAAGUCGACGUCUGCAACAAGAUCUAGCUCGGGGCAACGAACAAAGCUGUGGUCUCCGAGCUCAUAUUUCAUCUUGCCGAAAAGAAUACCGCGGGCGUACAUGUUGGGCUGUGUGAUGAUGCUGUGGUAGGUGUUAGCAUAGGUCAAUCCUUUUGGGCAGAUCAAGUCUACGUACUAUCUCUCUCCCUUGGACUUAUUUUCGCCACGGUUCAGGAGCGUCAGAUAUGCAAUUCCUUCCAUCAUACUGGCAGCCGAGUUGCCUAGAAACUUGCUUCUGGGCUUGAGCGUGCCGUCGAUUCGGAUGUGGUGAUCGGGCGCCAGGUAAAAGUAGCUAGACUUGGGUGGGUGGUGAGAUGUUUGUUCGGAAAUGUAGUAGGCUCGCUUGUUGUCUUCGAGCUGCCAGUAGCAGGUGUAGAUUUCUCCAAGAAUAGGGUUCAAUGGCUUCUUGACACCUGGUGGGCGAAUGUGCCAGCCGCUGAGGUAAAACUUGACGACGGACAGGAAGCGCUCGGUAGGAUCAUCGAUGUUGGGGAUGUGAAGCAGCAUUUCGGGAUGGCACAUGAAGUUAGUUAUUCUCUCCAGCAUGCUUCGAGGCUCCAGGAUGAAAGUAGGAAGGACGACACGGCUGAGAUCGGCGCCAGGACGAAGCUGGGAGAUGAUAUGGGAGAGAACUGCACCUUGUUAGCUCCGGAAGCUCGGCCGUUGUGUGCUGCUGCUAAGCAGCAUCUUGAAGACCUACCGUUGCCCUGCUCGGGCUCGACUACCUGAGUGUCAUCUUCGCCAUCGGAGCGGUUAUUCUCGUCGGCAGACGUUCGGCUGGCUUCCGGUUGGGCAAACCAACCCGUUAGCAUGGACAUUUCGCUGACGAUGGCGCGGGGCUGUGCAGGUGGUUUCGGUGCUUUGUGCUGUCAAACAGAAAGACGGGCGGGAAAGGGAUACGAUGCGAAUAGCAACGCUGCUGAAAUGGAAGACAAUAGAAAAUGGUCCCCAAGUCAAGAAUCGCAAAGAAUGGAGUGGUGAGGCCAAAGAGGUCAAACAAAAAAAACGUUGGAAAAAACUCACCCCGCCGAAGAUGCGUUAAACCCAUGACCAUGGCGCUAGAGUUCAGUUGGGUCGGUGCCUGCGGGGGGCGCCGAGGGGUGGACUCUGAGGCCGCGCACUCAGGGAGGGGGAGGGGCGUCUUUUUUUGGUCUGCGUGUGAAGCUGGGCACGAGGGAUUGCUAGGUGGCGAGAGUUCUUUUUGGGUGUAAUUCCGAUUCAGACUGAGAUGAAUCAGAGGAGGUGAUUUUUUAAUCGAAGAGUUCUUGUAUGAUAGCUGUUUAGAGAGUUGUGUUAGAGAACGGUCGGCGUGGGAUGGACGGAUUGAUGACGCAACUACUCGCUAGUGGACCAGUACAGUACACUACGGCGAUGUCGUGUACAGGGCGUUUGCGCUUGCUUUUGUUGAGGGGCCGGGGGGAGCAACUGACAGCUACAGCUACAGCUUUCAGCUACAGUAGCAACGCGAUGGGAGUUGUAGAUUGAUGGUGAUGAUGCGGGAAAAGUAAAACAAUAAGAACAGAAAACAAAAGGAAAGAAAAUGGCGACAAACCUCAAAAGUCUAGUAAAAGACGCGCUAAAUCAAGGAAUGCCUGACAGAACAACCUUCUGCCCAAGAAUCGUUGCAACGGACACAGGGAACCUCAAAAACAAAUGGCCGACGUCACAGAAGAUGAUCCCCUGUAGUUGGUGCUGUCCGGUACCGCUGGCUCCACUGUAAAGUUCAAGGCACUUGCUGGGCGAUCAGGGAAACUGAUGAUGUGCGAUGGCCUGUAGAGUUUUAGUUGUAAGUAGGCAAAGACGUAUAGAUAAAGUUAAAAGGCACGGAACAAAAGGAAGAUCACAAGAAAAAAUAUGGCGUCAAUUCCAGGCCUCGGUGAGAACGGAAGGAAAAUAAAAAACCAGAAAAGAGGAGGUGCUGCAUAAUCGGGCGUCACCACCAUUUUUCCAUUAUAGGGCGCCUGGCUGGUGACUCCUCACCAAUAGAUCGC